AUGGCAGCUCGCAGUGACAGUGAAAAUGCGUCUCGCGCCAAAAGACUAAAGACUACAGCGGAAUCAGACCCUCGAUCCAACCCAUACCUUGCCCACAUGUAUGAGAAUGAGGAUGCAUCCUGCGGAACAAACGAUGAGUCGCCUCUCGCAGCUUUCCGGAGACAUGAGACAACUGCAGAGAUGGCAAGCGAGGUCGAAGGCGGGAGCGUAAACCCUUUUACAGGUCAAUCGUUUUCCAGCCGAUAUGUGUCCAUACUCAAGACACGUCGCGACCUUCCAGUUCACCAGCAGAGGAAUGAAUUCCUCAAGCUCUAUCAGCAAUCGCAAAUUCUUGUGUUCGUGGGUGAAACUGGCUCUGGAAAAACUACGCAGAUUCCCCAAUUCGUGCUAUACGAUGAUCUCCCUCAGUUCCGUGGAAAGCUGGUUGCCUGUACCCAGCCACGGCGAGUUGCUGCUAUGUCAGUUGCGGAGCGUGUUGCAAACGAGAUGGAUGUUAAGCUUGGAGAAGAAGUUGGAUAUAGUAUUCGAUUCGAGGACAAGACAAGCUCCAAAACCAUUCUCAAGUAUAUGACAGAUGGUAUGCUGCUGCGCGAAGCUAUGCAUGAUCACGAUCUUAAGCGGUAUAGCACCAUCAUACUCGACGAGGCCCACGAGCGGACAAUGGCAACAGAUGUCCUUAUGGGUCUUUUGAAGGAAGUUGUGUUGCGUCGUCCAGAUAUGAAGCUUAUUAUCAUGUCUGCCACUUUGGAUGCACAGAAGUUCCAGCGUUACUUUUCUGAUGCACCAUUAUUGGCGGUUCCUGGCAGAACCCACCCAGUUGAGAUAUUUUAUACCCCUGAACCAGAGCAGGAUUACGUUGAAGCUGCAAUCCGCACGGUCUUACAAAUUCAUGCCACUGAACCCGAAGGUGACAUCCUUCUGUUUUUAACUGGAGAAGAAGAGAUUGAAGAUGCAGUUCGCAAGAUUUCUCUCGAAGUAGACGAGAUGAUCCGUGAAGUAGAUGCCGGGCCAAUGAAAGUUUACCCCUUGUAUGGCUCUCUACCUCCAGCCAUGCAACAACGAAUAUUCGAGCCUCCGCCACCACCUCGAAAAGCUAAGGGACGCCCUGGCAGGAAAUGUAUUAUAUCCACAAAUAUUGCCGAAACCUCACUUACCAUCGACGGUAUUGUGUAUGUGGUAGACCCCGGAUUCUCGAAACAGAAAGUAUACAACCCCCGUAUUCGUGUCGAGUCUCUGCUUGUCUCCCCCAUCUCAAAGGCCUCAGCCCAACAGCGUGCUGGUCGUGCUGGUCGUACCCGACCUGGGAAGUGUUUCCGUCUCUACACUGAGGGUGCCUUCAAAAAGGAGCUUAUCGAGCAAACAUACCCCGAAAUCCUUCGUUCAAACCUAUCGUCUACAGUCCUGGAUUUAAAGAAGCUUGGUAUCGACGAUCUGGUUCACUUUGAUCUCAUGGACCCUCCAGCCCCCGAAACUCUUAUGCGAGCGCUGGAAGAGCUUAACUACUUGGCAUGUCUGGAUGACGAUGGGAAUCUGACUGCUCUCGGUCGAUUGGCCUCUGAGUUUCCUUUGGACCCUGCUCUUGCUGUGAUGCUGAUAAGCUCUCCAGAGUUCUACUGCUCUAAUGAAAUCUUGUCCAUUACUUCGUUACUUUCCGUACCACAGAUUUUUGUUCGCCCCGUCGCACAGCGGAAACGUGCGGAUGAAAUGAAAGCGCUCUUUUCCCACCCAGACGGUGAUCACCUUACUCUACUCAACGCUUACCAUGCAUUCAAAGGGCCAGAUGCACAGGCUAACCCUCGACAAUGGUGUCAUGACCAUUUCCUCUCACUCCGAGCUCUGCAGUCCGCUGAUAAUGUCCGAUUACAGCUUCAGCGCAUAAUGGAGCGCGAAGAAAUCGAGUUAGUCUCUACGCCAUUUGAAGAUAAGAAAUAUUAUGAAAAUAUCCGCCGCGCACUGGUAGCUGGGUUUUUCAUGCAGGUUGCCAAGAAAGAAAGUCAAGGAAAAAGCCUGUACCGCACUGUAAAGGACAAUAACGAGCCCGUUUUGUUACAUCCUAGCACAGUUUUAGGAUAUGAGGCUGAAUGGGUCUUAUAUAACGAGUUUGUCUUGACGUCAAAGAGCUUUAUCAGAACUGUCACUGCUGUUAAGGGAGAAUGGUUAUUGGAUAUUUCUCCUGCAUACUACGAUAUUUCUAGUUUCCCCAAAGGAGAUAUUCGGUCCGCAUUGAUUCGAGCCGGUGAAAGAUUAUCUCGAAAGGAAAAGAUGCGAUCUGAUGCAAGUAAGAAAAGAUGA
This is a messenger RNA of Nannizzia gypsea CBS 118893, 2292 nucleotides long. Its product is annotated as pre-mRNA-splicing factor ATP-dependent RNA helicase PRP43. NCBI's taxonomy places the organism in Eukaryota, Fungi, Ascomycota, Eurotiomycetes, Onygenales, Arthrodermataceae. Gene Ontology annotation, cellular component: spliceosomal complex; intracellular anatomical structure. The coding region runs from base 1 to 2292 and encodes 763 amino acids. Gene Ontology annotation, molecular function: RNA binding; RNA helicase activity; ATP binding. The transcript has 3 exons. The record is from RefSeq and is a predicted model, not a curated record.